Molecule: messenger RNA, 1459 nt
Organism: Rhineura floridana
Lineage: Eukaryota; Metazoa; Chordata; Lepidosauria; Squamata; Rhineuridae
Gene: THAP5
Product: THAP domain containing 5
Exons: 3
Coding region: 150-1445 (431 amino acids)
Cellular component (GO): nucleus
Source: RefSeq, a predicted model, not a curated record
GCCCCUUCCGGCUACGAGGCAGAGUCAAAACUACCGGAAGCGGAAGUGCGCGCUGUUGGUUCUGUGCCUACGGGUGAGAAGUAGGAGGCGUCAUCACUCAGCUGCCAUCUGGGAACGGGGGGGUUGGUGGCCGUGGCGGAGGCCUUGCUAUGCCUCGGUACUGUGCAGCUACCUGUUGCAAGAACCGAGCGGGACAGAACGCCCGAGACCAGCGCAAGCUCAGCUUCUACCCCAGAUUUCCUCUUCAUGAUAAAGAAAGAUUAGAGAAAUGGUUACGGAAUAUGAAACGUGACACUUGGACUCCCAGCAAGCACCAGGUUCUCUGUAGUGACCAUUUUACACCAGAUUCUCUUGAUGUGCGAUGGGGCAUUCGAUAUUUGAAAACAACAGCAGUGCCAACUAUUUUUUCAUCAACUGCUAAUCAGGAAAAAGGAUUUUCCCAGAAGAAAAAAGAGAAAAUAGAUGAUGUCAAACAAAAGGACACAAGUGAGGCAACGACAUCUCUUAAACUUUGUUCACCAAAGAAAAAUAUAAUAAUUGAAGAAAGCCUAUAUAGAAAAGCAAUUUGUACAACUUUAAGCAAGUCUUCAGAAAAUAAAGGACUGCUUGAGAAUACAGUAAAAGCUGAAGAUGACAUUGCAUAUCCAAAUAACUAUGUUAGACAAAAUAUGGAGCAAAUGAGCCCUGUCUUAGUACCAGCUGAUGUACAGAAUUCAGCAGUGAGCAAUACUAACUCCCCAGAAAAUUUUAGUUUUAAUAACUCUGUAGAUAACCUUUUCAGUAGCGCAACCACAAUUUUGCAAACUUCAGUUCAUGAUCUUCAUUCGUGUCUUGAGCGCCUCUCAGAUACUAAAGCCACAGUUUUGCAGACUACACAUCUGGAACACUUAGAUUCAUCUCUGGAAUUUAACAAUAUCACUGUACCAAUUAAUGACCUUCCAUCUGAUCAACUGGAUCCUCGCACUGCAGGCUGUUCAGUGGAAGUACAAGAAACUGAUGAAAAUUCAAUGUUGCUCCACACUGUGUCACAAGCUUUAGAACAGUUCAAUGGUAAUAAAGAGUCUGUUAUCACCAUUAUAGUUCCUUCUGAGAGUUCAAGAGGUCCCAUGUUGUUGGAGGGUUCAUUCAUAUCAGCAGAACAGGAAUUAGUUAACAUAGAAACUGAAAAGUCUGUGUGUAUUACCAGUUACAGUGGCAUCGAAGUGCUACAGACUGAGCAUUUAUACUGUAGACGAGACUCUGAUAGGGAACAACUCUGGCAAAAAAUUACGAAGCUGCACUCCAAAAUAGCACUUUUAGAAGUACAGGAGAGAAAAACCUUAACCAGGCUCAAAUCCUUAGAAGCACUUAUUGCAAAACUGAAGCAGGAAAAUCUGCUCUCUGAAGAAAAACUCAAGAUUGUAGAAAACUGUUUUACAACAUUUGAAGUUACUAUGAUACAAUAAAAUUUUUACACUGA